Messenger RNA from Gallus gallus (chicken), 19885 nucleotides. RefSeq names its product phosphatidylinositol-4-phosphate 5-kinase type 1 beta (gene PIP5K1B). Gene Ontology annotation, molecular function: phosphatidylinositol kinase activity. Gene Ontology annotation, biological process: phosphatidylinositol metabolic process. The transcript is spliced from 17 exons. Lineage: Eukaryota; Metazoa; Chordata; Aves; Galliformes; Phasianidae. The coding region runs from base 17419 to 19158 and encodes 579 amino acids. The record is from RefSeq and is a predicted model, not a curated record.
GAGGCAGGCAGGUGCUGAGAUGGUGGGACGUGAGUCUGCAUGUUUGAUAUCACAAGUCAAGGCUGUUCUGGAGGAAGGUCUGUGCAGGGAUUGAAGCAGGGAUUGAAGCAGUUCUCCUGCCCAGUCAGAGCUUUUCCAUGUGUACCUGCAUUUCUUUUCUGAGCACAAGAGCUGUUCAGGCCUUGUAGCAGUCUAGGCUGCAGUCUCUGUCAGAAUUGUGGCAUAGCACCACAGGUGAUUGUGCCCAGACCUACUGACUGACAUCAGCCCUGUGCUGGUGCAAAUGGAGAACUGCAGAGGGAUGUGCCUCUGGGAUAUGUGCCAUGUAUUACCAUCAAGGUCUGCUGCAUGUACAUCACCUCCAGCUGACCUGUUUGGAGGACUGUCCACCUCCUUGGCCUCAGUAUGGUGUUACCCAGCGAAGUGUUUCAUUCUUCUUGCAACAGGCUUGUGUUUCAGUAAUUAAAAGUUUGAAAAAAAUGGCUAAUGAACAGGCAUUUAUCAAAUUAAGACAUUUGCUGAGAACUGUAGCAGUAAAGCAGACUUCAGUACAUGCUGUAUACUGGAAGCUAAGUUGCUUAACUUCUCUAUUUGGUGGGAAAAAGAAAGCACAUACAUUGCCGUGUCAUAUUCCAGCCUUGGUUAUAUAAUUGUCUUUCCAAGGAGUGAUGAUGCAGACUGAUCUAUUUUUAUUCUUUUUGUACCCUGAGGCACACUCCCCAGAGCAAAUCGCCAUAGCGGUUUAUUUCAGAAUCUCAAACCACAGUAAUUAUGAUAAGAUCUCUUUAAAACUGUUUUGUUUUGUUUCAUGCGUGACAUGACUCUUGCUGGAGUUGAUUCUGACGAUAACAUCAGGCAACUCAUAGGCCUUUGCAAAACUCAGGAGAGUUUUCUCUUGGCUGUGUAGGGCUCCAGAAAGUGCUUCAAUUUAGUACCAGAGUGUUUAGUUUAAUAUUAUCUGUUCUAUUCGUAUGUUGUACAUACAGGUAUUACAGCACUUUGGUUUUAGAUUAGUUGAUGUAACUGACACAAUAUCUGAAAUUCCUUCAGUGUUCUCUGUUUUUGUCUAUGGAAGCUUGAUUGUCUUAAUGUCCAGUCUUUAAUCUGUCUUUUUCAUUUCAAGUAAAUGCCCUAUGUAAUGUAGAAUAUCAGGAUAGCAUCACUAGCUGUAGCAAAUCUGAACACACAUGUGUACGUUGUCCAGAAUAUUUAAACAGGAGCUGAAGAUGCCAGUAGCUGUUUCAUCUGCCUUCAGCUGAAACUAGAUGUGCAAUAACAGACUGUGGUAGGAAGCCGUUUGUAAGUCACUUUUUUUUUUUUGCCACAAGAUGAUGUUAGUAGAAGAAGAAUUUUAGCUCUUGUUUGCAAAAUCUGCAGGGGAUGAUAAAGUGUGUGUGAGGGAUACAGUUUUCCUUUCCUUGAAUUGGAGGAGUAUAUACCAAAAGCAGAGUGAAAACGAAAGAUAACAGGAUAUUUUUGUUGGCCGCUACUGAACAAUGUCUUAUUUUCUACAUAGACCUUAAUAACAGAACUUUAACUUGAUGCUGUGCACCCAAUGACAGGGACAGUGGUUUCUCUCAGGAUUUUAACUUAUUUAUUGAAAUAGGAGUGUUUUUCUCAGUGGUGGCAACAUUGCAGUACGUUGACAAAGCAUCACUACUAGGAACAGAAAUGUUUUAAUGAGAUAUUUUGAGGGAUGAUAAGUACAUAGGCAUAGUGAAAAGUGAGACAAUUCUUUGAUUUGCAGUGAUCUUUAGGUGAAUGUAAUGAUGUGUAUCUACAAAGUGAGAAUGCUAGUAUGGUGGUGGAGAGGCAGUGGAAGGGAGAGGAAUCCAAUUCUUUCAUGUUUUUCUUGUAACUUCUUUCGGGUUUAAGAUCUAACUGGUAAAAGAAGAAUUGCAGGAUACUGAGAAUAGGAAAGGGUAACAUCUUAGGAUGAUAGCUGCUGUCUACGUGACCUGUCCUAUUGAGCUUGUCACUAUUCUGCGGGAGAGCAACUAGGGUGCUCAGCGUUGCCUGCAUGUGUACAGUAAGAAAAUGCCAGCUUCAAACCUGCUUCUGCUGUGGGUUCUCUAGCAAACUCCAGCAUAGUUAACUUUGUUGUUGUGAAUCAUCUAUACUUAUUAAUGGAUCAUGGCAGUAUAUUUCAUGCCACGUAUUCAAUUAAGUGACUUUUUGUUUGUUCUUAUAAAAUACGGGAAUAUAAUAUGUUUUACUGUAUCUGUUUUGUUGACCCAUAGGAUCUGAAAAUCAGGCUUGGCAAUGGCUGAAUAAUUAGCUGCACCAGCAGUGGUGCUGGGAAGUUUUAAGGUCAUUUUUGGUUCCUCCAUCUGUUCAUUUAUAUGAUGAUCAAGAGUACUGGGCUCUCUGCAGCACUGCAGAUACUGCAGUGAAUUGAACCCUCAGAGUGAGCUAUCUUUUUCAGAAGUCUACAAUGGUUACUGAAGGUAGAGAGACAAAAGUAAUGGCAUUUGUUGCAGUUUAAACUUUGCUGUGCUAUGAAAUAUCAAAUAAUGAGAUGAUAAGAGUAGCAGAAGCUAACUUGGAAGAGGAGUAUUACUCUAGCUUGCCUGCAAGUGGCAUGCCUGAGAUUAUUGCAUCUCCACUGCACUGAAUUCUGCUGAAUUAGUGCAAAAUAUGAUUAAUAAGGUCUUCCUUAUAAAUCUGUGUACAGAGAUGAACUAUCCUCAGAUACCUGGGUUUUGGUGGGAAAAAUUCCUGUUGCUGCUCAACCAGAAUAGGAUUGGUUUGAACAUAGUCUGUUGAUGUGUUUGGCACUGCACCUCCCGUGCCUAUUAUUGAUAAUGUCCUAAUUUUCUGCUAUAAAGGAUCCUUCUCUAGGUAAUGAGAAUCUCUUACCUGGUCAAAGGAGACGGGAUUAUUUGCUUAUGAAAAGAUUCUCCAUAUUUGUUUGAAAAUAAAAAGAAAAAAAUCUGGUCUGUGCAGUAUUGCAGCCUAAGAAUGUCAAAAAUAGCAAGUUCAACUGGACAAGGGGUUGUACAAAUACUGCACAAAAUCAUUUGUCUGUUUAUUUGCUAUGAUAAAAAUAGGGAAUUAAAAGCCAUGGGUCACUGAGCAGUAAUACUGACUUGCAAUGCCACACAAUAAAACCGUAGAUGAUUUUAAAUCCUGUGUAAAACUAAUAUUAAUUUCUUUUGUAUGGAAAGCCAUAAUAUCUGUUAGGGUUUUGGAAAAAGGAUCUAUUAUUCACUAAUUUGUGAUUCAGAUAAUUCAUGUGAUGUUUUUAUAAAUAUAGUCAAAUAUUUUCUUUGAUAGUCUUUGUAUUUUAGAUAUUAUAAGAACAUGUUCAUAUACUCGUUAUAUAACCAUAGAUGUAUUUUUACCAGCAAAUCAUUAUCUUUGUAUAAAAGUUAGAUGUGAAUAAAUUAUUUGUUUCUCCAUUCUGAUGUUAUGUUUAAUAGAGGAUAUUGUGCAUUUUGUCACUAAUAGGCAGUGACAAACUGUAUGUACAGCAUACAUACGUAUAAUGUCUUUAUAAUAGAACAUAAAAUUACGAAGAAUUAAAUAUAUAAUGUAAGCAGUAUAAGUGGUAUAUAUCUAAUAUAGGUUUUUAUAUAGAUAAACAAUGCAUACAUAUGUGAAAAUGUUCUUCAGCUUUCUUCUGAAGGUUCUUUGUGGAGUCACGUGGAAUUUAUGCUUUGUGUAUUUCCUUUCAGCCAAUAUGCCUGUGUAUGGUUUAAAUAAAUGUUUUUGCAGGGAUGAAAAGAUUAUAUUUUCCUUCGUUUUCAAGUUUGCUUGAAGUAAUGUUAAAGUCAGGAUGGUUUCUAGUAUGGGAUGAUGAGUAAGUUUGUUAAUACUUACGGCAUAGCUUUUUUUGAUCUUAAAUUGUAUUAUGGUGGGGAAUUAUAGUUAAGGGAGUCAUUUUGAGCCACAUUUUCUUUCAAAAUAUAAGAAUUUUUAAGUAGGCUUUUUUUUUUCCCUAAAUCCUUACUGUUACACUGUAAGAAUUUGAGCAAAUCUUGCAUGAUGUAAGUUUUGACUGUAGAAGCUUAAUUGGUUACUUAGGCUGUGGGUGUCGUCAUCCAUUGGGGUGACUUCUUGCUACUUAUCCUACUGCUAGAAGAAAAUCUAGAGGAUGUUUUUUAAAGUGCAUAAGACCUCCCUGAUGUUGUAACGCAAGAACUUGCAAGUUGGAAGCUGUAUGUAUUUCUUGUGCAACUGAGACUGGCAUUGAAAAAUACUCUUUCAAAUCCUCUCCUUGAAGCAUCUGAAUAGAGCUUUGCUGUACUGUCAUGAAACCCAUAGGCAUCCCCUUUUAAGGUGUUCACAGGUACUGUCAAAAUGGGCAAAACUGUACCCUAGGUGUUUGCCAAAAUUGCUGCUUGAGCCUUGAGUUGCAUGGCCAACAGAGUUCAUCUUGGGGAAAGAAGAAUUAAGAAGGGAAGUGUUUUCCUGUUAGCCUGCUGUCUUAGUGUAAACUGUAGAGAAAGAAUAGUGUAUGCCACUACAACACUUGCAAAUGUGCAUAAUUGUGCUAUCCUUAGUCAGUGUCCAGCAGAAUUGCUAGAAGCCAAAACUUGUAACAACGUGUUUCCUGCUCACAUUUGAUGAAAACUUGUUUUGCACAAUGGAAGGAGAGAGGUUAAAGCCUGUGAGGGAGUUCGAUCUCUUGUCUCUUUUCUGGGAGUAGAAAGGGUACAAGGCAUUUAACAUCCUGCAUCAAGUGUGUGAUGCUUUACAAUCCACAACUUUUCUGAUGUGAUUCAUGAAUUGAAGAGUGGAUACUUGGUGGGCAAGUGGCAUUGUUUGCAAAGUCUUUUUGCCCCCCUCUCUCUUACCAGGAAAGGAGUCUCCUACCAGAUCUCUCUGAAAGUAAUGCCUCCUAUGUAAUGCUAAAGAACAUAAUAACACUUAAUAACACAAAGUUUUGACACUGGGGCAUUGCAGAGCAGGGGGGGUAUCAGACUGAGAGUGGGUGAAUGAGAAGAGCUUCCAUUUUCCAGUCUGUUGCAGGACCACUGGUGGUUUCUCUGGCUCCGCUGCCCUGUCACAGGGAGCUACCAUAAGUCACCCACCUGCUCUUUAUCCACUAAGGUGAUCUUCUCAAUUCGAUAACCUACUUUUCCUGUCUCCUGUUUUUCUUCACCUCUUCCUGCCUCCUGAGAUCUGUGAGGUAUAUUACCUGGGGUGACAUCUACAGGAGUCUCUGCAGCCUGGCUCCUAUGUUAGAUGUGAAGUGUGUUGCACUUUCAUCUCCUAAACUGGGGUGAGAAGGGUGCUACCCAUAUGAGAAUAAAUGCUAGUGUUAUUUACAUAUACAUAUACGUAUGAUAAAAGUAACUUUUACAAACAAUAAAGAGGUCCAAAUUUUGUUAGACUAGGAAACACUGAAGUUAUACUACUUUAUUAUGUUCAUAAUAACUGAUGAAAUGAAAUUGAGGUAUGUGUUUAUCAGCAAAGCAAUGAACUGUGGAGAAGAGAAAAAGAAGCCUGUGGAAGGAAGUUCACAAUUUUAGACUCAAUAUAUUUCUUCUCUUUUAAUGGGCAUCCAGAUAGAAUGUAAAUACUUCUGUCCCAGGCAGUCUGUAAUUAGCUACCACAUGGUAUUUUGAAAGUGCUUUUUGUUGUAUAGAAAAUUCAGGAGCUACUUUUUUUUCCUGUAUGUUUCUGAUACAGGCCUCCUUGUCACAGCAUACUUCUUAUGCUCUUACUGCUUCUCUCCUCCUACCUUCUUUGUGAACGUAAGCAUUUUUUUUUCUUUGUGCCAUAAACUUGCUGUAACUAUCAUUUCUUCCUGUCUGGAAUAAAAUUUUCAGGUGAACGUUUUGUUACAGCUCAUUCUGUGCUCUAAAUUAAUCUUCAGGUCAUGCUUCUAUCUAAUAAGCAGAGGAGGACCUGUUCCAAAUGACACAAAGUUUCCUUGACAUCACUGUGUUUAAAUAAAAUCAAAUUUUGUUUUAGCUAAACAUGUACUGAACAUACAGAACGUCUAAUAGAUGUCAGAAACAAGGAUGUCGUUGAAGUAGUGUAGGAUUCUUAAGUACCUGUCUCACUGUUUUGGGUUCAUUUUAAGUUCAUGACUAUUACGGGAUUCUUUAAAAAAGGAAAUUAGAUAUGUUGUACCCUGUAUAUAUUGCAUGAUUUUUCCACCUAGAAAAAAAUAAUACUUUAAUAUGCAUUAGAGCUUCAAUGGGCCGUUAGCAUUUAAUGUAAACAAACAAAUAAAACCUCUUCUGCAGUCUUUCCCUCAUAAACUCCAUAAUGCGAAAGCUGUGCUUCUCUCUGCAUUGCUGCUAUCAUCUGCUGCAUGAUAAGUAGUAACCCAGCUGAAACUCAUGUGCAAAGAAUAGAUGAGACAAAUGGAUACCUGAAAUCAGAAUAGGAAGGGGAAAAAAAACUGAGGUGCAUGCUCCUUACUGUUGGAGUUAACAAAUGCACGCACAGUAGGGAGAAAAUAAGGUUUUCUGAAUAACAGUAAAAUAACAAUUUUUGGAGUCAUUCCAUAUUACAUGAGUGUUUACAGGAGUCUGAGGGAAUGAAACCACAAUGCUGCCGAGUCCCAGUACAGAACAGGAGGUUAAGCCAGUUGCCAUCUUGGAAUUCUGUGAUUUUGGGUAGUUCAGAGUUUACUGUAAUUUAGGCACUCCAGUUUCUGGCAGAGUGAAGUCGAAACAGGCAAUAGCGACGGUCGUGGUGCUUUUAAGACUUUAAAAUAACAGCUGGUCCUUGCAGCAUUGUGGCUAAUAUGUAGUUUCAUUUUUGGAAGUGAGGAAUAAGGAAAGCGCCAGGAGUGUUGUGACACAUUUCUGUAAAGUAAAUCAGGAUGUUGGCGAAUCUGCACUUCCAUGACCAGAUGGUUCUUGGCUGUCUGUCUAAAAUACAGAAUGUCUUCCCAUAGGAGGUGGACAUCUUUCUUAGCUGAAGAUAUGGGUGUUGAUGACCCAGUGCAUGAGAAUUUACUGUUAAAGGGAAAUUUCACAUGUAAGGCUGUCUUUAUGCACACCACUUAAAGAAGCAUUCUAGUAGUUUUAUAUUUUCCUAGUGUUGAAAAUCAAGUGUGAGUUAAAUGUCUGCAGUUUGACUGGCUCUUUCACUCUUGUUUAUCUUGUUUUGUGAUUUCUUACAGGCAAACGCUGUGUGCUGGUGAAAGUAAUCCAAACUAAGGCCAUAGCAGUGUGGGAGGCUGGGAGGAGAGAUUUCUUCAGAAACAGCAUGCAAAGUUUCUCCUCUUGAUUUUGUGCCUCUCCUGUGAUACUUAACCUUGUUCCUAAUUAUUUUAUGGGUUCUGUCCUGAAAAACACCUCAAAGGAGUGAGUGUGGACAGCUCAUCAUUCGCGUAGUCAGUUUUGGCAUUAUCAUUGCACCUUUACAAAUAUUGCAGUCCUAUGGAAACAACACUGAAUGGUGCCAAGUGAUAGGGGAGAACUAUAUUGGGACAGUGUGCAGUGACAAAGUUGAGUGUGGGAACGUAGUGGUGAAGGUUGCUGAUACUGCAGCGUCCUGUCAAAAUCAUUUCAUGAGCUGCAAAGGCAGUUCUUGGACUCCUGUUUUAAACAGGACACUGACAAAAUGAUGCAUUCCUCAAAAAGCAUGCUCAGAGUGUAUUUAUGGGCUAUCUUCAUGUUCAGAAAAUUAAUGAACUUCAUUUGACAUACAGUGUUGGGGCUGGGGAGAGAACUGCUCUGGGUUCUUCCCUUAUUAUCAGGGAAACGUGUACUUGAUAAUAUUUGCCAAAAUAGCUGCAAAAUUGGGAAAAGAAAGGUAUUUUGGAUUAUCCUGGGAGAAUCAAUACCAUUUAGUGGUGGAAUUUGAGGACUGUUGUUCUGAGAGUGGAUAGUCAAAACCAUUCAGCAGUUAUCUAGUAAAAGUGUGACUCAGCUGAAAAGACAAGAUGGUGCAGGUUUUGAAUAGGAAACAUCGCUCUGAAAGAAAUGCUUCUUAAAAUUUCAGUGAAUAUGUGAAGUAAUUAGCCUGGUGUAGCUAGAAAUGAUGUCCUCAUAUCCUAGAUGAGGCACGAUGAGGAAGACUCAGGCUUCUAGGUGGUUUGUUCUUGUCUGUGAGGAAGAGGCCUCAAGCACUGAAAGCCCAAUGGAGUGCUUUCUCUAUGGGCCUUGCAAAAGAAUAGUGUAACUGCAGUCUGUGCAAGAAUGAAAGAGGUGAGCUCCUUCUGCACUUAUAAACCACAGAAUUGUAGGGGUUGGAAGGGACCUCUGGAGAUCAUUCACCUCCUCUAAAGCUGGUUCCCUACAGUAGGUUGCACUGGAAGGUGUCCAGGCGGGUUUCGAUAUCUCCAGGAAAGGAGACUUUACAGCAUCUGUGGACAACUUGUUUCAGUGCCCUGUCACUCUCAGUUUUCUCAUAUUCAUGUGAACUUCUUGUGAAACCAGUGCAGAAAUACCCAUGUAGGAAAACUAUGUGUUGAAGUUAAGGAAAGCGUGACUGUGAGAUGCAAAUGCAGGUAAAUCACAAUGGUGAUAUCCUGUAUUUUUCUCUCAGCGCCUGUAGUUAAACGUGGACGUGACUUACAAGAAGGAAAAUACUUUGCAUACAGGCUUUACAUUCUCUGUUCUCUUUAAUCGGUGAUCUAUUUUGCAAAAUAUAACAACAGAGGAAAAGAAAGGGCGUGCAAGGUCUAAAUGUCCAUGGUAAAAGCGCUCUUAUUUUUAAAAAAAAGAAAACAAACAGGCAAACAUUGUGCAGAAGUAAUUUCAAUCAUUUGAGUCUUUUCUGGUUAAUUGUCAUUGUACAUCUCCUCCCUGCAUGGCUACAUUUGGUCUCUGGUGCGAGGUAGGAAAAGAGCUGAAGCAUGCCUGUUCAAUUUGCAACUACAGUAUAACAGAAAUUUUGAAAAAUAAAUGUUCAAUCACAUCAGGUUCACAUUUGCUCCUUUGGCUGCUUCCUUUAGCUCAAAGGUUCCUUUCUUAACCAUCGAAUUAUCCUGCACAGAGAAUAUGGAAGUAAAAAUUCCUUUCUGCAUGUUGAUGUUGCUUUCUGCUAUAGCACAUUCUGCACCUUGACUUCCAAUUCCGUGUGUUUUGCAUAGUAAAACACCACUUGGAAGGCCAUCACAAGUGUGGACAGAAGAUGUUUUGAAAUGCGCUUUACCAGCAUCUUGUAGUAGAUAUUUGAAAUAACUGAAGGAGGAUGUUUCCCCAUAUUGACAGUAUGUACUGUAAAAAAAAAAAAAAAAAAAAAACAGUAGCAAUAUUUUAUAUUUUGCUGAAUUCUUGCAUACAUUUCUUUCUUCUUAGAAAUGUUACAUCUGAUUAUUAACUUAGAUAACUGAAGCACAUUUUUUUUUUUACUUCUCUCUGAUUGCCUGGUGCUAGAAAGCUUUGUUGUAAUUGCUUUUGUCAUAGCCAAAACUGUACAGGUAAUAUACAUCAGUAAUAGUUUAGAUUGAUUUAUCUGCAAAUAAUUGCUCUGCAAUUAUUUCUCAUUGAGAUGCUUGUAAUGUGAGCCACUGCAAAGUUCCACAUAUAUAUAAAAGUAUUAUUGUUAAUAAAAAAAAUAACAGCACGGAAGGGUAGGUGACUGUCUUCAAGACAGUAGUACUCAGUUGCUUACAGAAAAAAGAUGAGGAGGCUUGGUAACUAGAAGAGCUGAGAAGCAUCAAUAAAGACUUCUAACUUCUCAAGAGAAGUAUGUAGAAUUCUUAUUUUCUCUGAUUUGGCUGUUUGCAAUUACAGGCAUUAAAAACCCACAAAAUUAAAAAAUAAAAACAAACUUGUACCUAUCAUGAGUUGUAACGAAAAAUUCUGCCCAAGAGUUUGGGAGCAUGAUCCCAUGUACUGAUGUGCACUGUUAAGGGUCAUACACAUCAUAUCCCACACAGGUGUACCAGCUGCAUGUUGGAACUAACUAGUAGAGGAGAAUGUUUGUGCGUGUGUAAUCUGUUUUGCUAGAUGUGAAGGCUGGUCUCUCUAUUACAGAAUGGCUUGGAUUGGAAGGGACGUUAAGGAUCAUGAAGCUCCAACCCCCCACCACAGGCAGGGCCACCAACCUCCACAUUUAAUACUAGACCAGGCUGUCCAGGGCUCCAUCCAGCCUGGCCUUGAACACCUCCAUGGAUGGGGUAGCUUGUGGUCCACCUAAUAAUGGUUGUAAAUACGUGAAAGAGAUGAAGCCGAGAGGGGACAGUCUUCACAAUAGCUUAACAUAAGUAGAAGUGUUUUACCAUUGCCUGCUGCUGAGGUCAUCUGAGCAGUAAGGGGCUUCUGCAUUGCAGAUGCCAGUGUGCUUGCACAGGGCCCCCUCCACUGAUGCUUUGCAGAUGCACUUCUCGAAGAUUUUUUUCAGCUCAAGAGAAGUUGUCUCUGUAGCUGAGCUUGUUUGGUUGUGUUGUGUUAAUGCUGACUGUGUGUCAGUGUCAUUUUGUAUAGGCAGUAAUCCCCUGAUGGUAGGCAAAUGAGGCUGGACUGAAUAUCUUAAGUCCCUUUUCUGAGCGAAAUAUAUAUACCUGUGCUGCACAAUGAACUGACCUUUCUGCUUGUUGGGACAAAAAUACCUGUGUUGUCAUGGGGAUAAAAUAAUUUUUUUGUUGGCUUCCUUAUGCCGUAACUCUACAUUGUCAGAUAUAGAUUUUCUAUUUUUUUCCUGCUCUGCGUAUCCUUUCUGACUAUCUGAAGGUAAUGGCACUGCCUGUCCGUUUUUAACAGACCAAAGCUGAAAGCCUUUCCUAUCCAGGGAUAGGAUAUACACGUGUAUUUCCAUUCUAAUUUGGCUCCUGUGCUCUUCAUGUGUUUCUCCUCCUCCUUCCAGUUCAGCAAUGCAGAAUCUCUUACUAAGUCUCUCUCUCUCUGCCCUUUUUAACUGUUUUUCUCCUUUUUCCUUUCUUGUUCCCCAUCCCAUUUUGCUCUCUCUAUUCAAUUGUACCCUUUCCCUCUUCAAAGUUUAAAAAAAAAAAAGGUGUUCUUCAGCUUUUAGUUUUAGUUUAGUUCUCAGGUUUUAGUUUUCUUCCUGCUGUGAAGGCAUAAACACAACACAGGAAAGGAGUAAGGUGUAGGCAAGCACGUAAUAGCAGCAGAGUUUCCAUGGCUUUGGCAACAUUCUGACUGGAUGAAGGGCUUCAUCACUGAUACGUGACACACAGGUAUGAAAUGCCCCAUAGAUUCCUCUUCCAUCUGCCUAUCUGGGCAUGUGUCAGCUCUUGGCAUCUGUGUUUGUGAAGUGGAAUGCCUGUGCUUUCCAGAGCAUGGUGGUGUGAAACUAGCUCCAAAACUGUGGAAGGAGCUGCCUGCUCAGUGCUGUGAGCAGUUGUCCAGAGGCAGCUGUCUCGAAAGAGGCAAACAGUUUAGUAGAGCAAGUAAUCAAACAUUGUUUAAUUAGACAGACUCAUUACCGCCACGAUACAGGUAAACUCCCAAGUGUAGAGUCAACCAAAAAACAUGCAGAACUUUUGUCACUGGUGCUUUACCACUCUGAAGGGAUCAUGAUUUGCCAGCUGCCGUCACAUUAAAGCUGCAUCUUUGUUCUCCGUAGCCUCACUUGGCAUCCAUCACUCUACCAGCUCCUUCAUCCUCUUGAGCCAAAAUGCUAGCUUAGUCCUGUGUAUAAGACUAAGUCUUAUCUCUCUGAAACAGGGCUUUCUGCUGAAAGCCAUUUUCUUUGUAGGAAAAUACGAAUAAUGUCAAGUUUUUCUGGCAUUUAUGCUAGACAAGUGUUAGACGUUGCUUGUUAACAGCAACUGUUAUCAUUUGUUUUGUUUUUAGACUUCUUGGUGUCUCACCUUCCACUCCAUGUGUCACUCUUGUGUGUACAUACACAAUCACGCAUACCAACACACCAGCUAGAGUACUUCAGUAAAGAUCUUUAGCUGAUUUCCUAUUUAGCUUCUUAUGCUAAAUGGCCUUUUCUUACAAGCAUUUGGAUAAUCCUGUGCCUUGCAUGUAUACUGUUCACACUGCCACUCACCAUUUUUGUUACCUUCUGCUGUGCCUGUGUCCGCACUGAGGGGGCAUCUCUGUCUGUCUUGUCUCUUCUUGCUGCCAGAAUGAUGAGGAGGGGGUAGGCAUGCAGGAUUGUCUGGGUUGUUGUUACUUGUCUCAGUUUUCUUCAUGCCCUUUAUUUGGUGGUCCUAAUUAAACUUAUCAGGUCUGCAGUAGAAUGAUCUUACAGUGGUAUUAUAUUGCAAGCAAAUUGAAGUCUGAUCUCUUUAUUUAUUAUAAAUCAAAAGCAUGGCAGGACAGUCCCAAAUAUUGAUGGCUGUCCCUUUACAGUGACCUAGCUAACCACCAGGCUGCUUUCUCCUAGGAACAAGACAUAUCUGUGGUUUAGGAGGUAGUAAGUGCACCCUGGUAACAGCAACUGUUGAAAGUCAAUUUUCUAUAAAUACUUGUAAAACAUAUGUGGUGCUCAAUAUACUGACUUUUUUUUUUAGUUCAAGGUGACAUAACCAUCCAAUAGCAAGUAAAUUCUUUCCUGACAAAAAGGUAUUAAAUGGAUUUAAUUAGGCAUUCCAGCUGUUUAAUGUCAGGUAAGGCAUAUCAGAAAGUGGAGUAUCGUGUUGUGUACAUUAAAUCACAAGAACACUCUGUUCCUGUGAGGGACCUAUUGAUUUGAUUGCUCUUUUUUUCAGUUUGGUUUAUGGAAAUUAUGAAUGCUUGUAGCUAAUGACUGUAUUUUAUCAUGCUGGGAUUUUGUUCUCUUUUUAGUUAAUGAUUCUUAAAAAUAUAUAGAUUACGUAAGAGGGAUGGAGUUCUUACAGUGUGAUUCAUGCUUUUUUCUUUAUGAAUGCUAAAAUCUCUCUUUCAACCUUUUGAAAACUGUGGUGUGGCUUAUUAACUGGGCUGCAGAUAGCACUGUAUACCUAUUCUAACCAAGUCAUAAUGAAGUAUUGAGAGGUGCAGAUAGUCCUUCAGAAGGCUUCUGUGUAAAGCAGAGAUUCUUAUCAAGACCUCUCAAGAAAUCAGAGACCUCUUUCAUUUGUGGGAAAACUUUUACUCAUUCUCUUUUGGAAAAGCUGACAGGUUCUGGUCUGUUUUUAAAGUUCAGCUGUGUCAGGCUUUGUGUAGUUCUGCAAAGUGCUCAUUGGAGAACAGUCUCCUUUUCUGAUUAAGUCCUAUUCUCAUUGUUUUCACUACUCCCUAUGUGCUAUUAUGGAACUGGUUUAUAUGAUAGAUCCUUUGCUAAUAGUUAUAGCUCAAGAUUUUCUGUUUUCCCUCAUUAAAUAAAAAUAGACAACAAUGCAGCUAGCUAGUUGAAGGGGAGAAGAAGAUGGUGUCUUACAUAUUGUUUAUAAACUUGCGUGUGGGGUAUUUGUUUUAAAUAUGUGUAAGAACGUUCAUAUUGGUGCAAUUAAUGUGGAUUAAUGCCUUUACUUUCUUGGUAGCAAAAAUGUUCAGGGACAGGAUUUUUAAUGUGGCCUGGCAGGUGAAAGUCUGUUGAAGACAGUCGUAUCAUUUGGCUAUAAAUCACCAUUUUAAAACGUUUAUUUGAAAAUGUUUGUGUUGACAUUUAAAAAUUCCAUGGCUAGUUUGUUGUGCCUUUAUAUAUACAGUUGUUUAUAUUCCUUGCCAACACGUACCACGUUUCUUAAUGCCAGUUGUAUGCAUAUGUACACCGAUGUGUUUGUAAUUGUUAAAGUACAGUAGAAGUAUAUUUGUAAUUUCAGAUUAUUGCCAAACUCAGCAUAUUGUCAGGCUGCUGUCUGGAUAAAAAUAUUUGGAUGCUCAUUCUGGUCUGCCUAAGUAAGUCUGACUCAAAGAACAAAAGUAUACAUUUCCUUAUAGUACUACUGUAUCUGUAAGAAUUAAUAGUAGUUAGUAGUAACCUAUACAUUUAGAGCAGCCGUGUCGUCAGAGUGUGGUGUAAGUUGGGAAAAAAACAGAAACAACCCUGUUUGUUUUGCUGCACUUAAUGGUGCAGUGCUACUCCAGUUUAUAUGAAAUAAAAUCGGAGUAUCACUUGGAUGACAACUAGGCAGCAACCGUGAAAAGCAGCAGCUAUUUCUUUACACACUGAGAGUAACUCUUUCCCAGAUUAGUUUCAAGAUUUGAUUUUACUGUAUUAUUCUUGUUUGGUUUUUUUAAGCUUCUCUCUUGGGGCAGCUUCUCAAAUUAUAUUUUAUCUCUUCAAGUUUUCUCUGUAGUUUUAAAAGAAACAUUUGAGAAGACUCUUAAAAGGUCUGCAGCUUGUGUAUUUUAAAGACCAUUUCAUAAAGUAAGGUAAUUCUCUCCCUUUCCAUGUUUGCAUAUGCUUCUGAAUGGUCUCUGAGCAACUUUUGCUCCACAGGAAGCUGAGAACGUUUAAUCUAAUCAAAGGAAUUUCACUGAUGUAGCAGUUGUUCGGUGCUGAGAAUGGUACAAGAGGCUUUAAAAAUAUUAUUAUUUAACUGUUUUCCAAGAAUAAAGUCAGUUUUCUAUUAAAUUCUAACUAAAAUUAAAUUGGAGGAGUCCAGGGACUUCUACUAAUUGAGUCUUAACUUUUCUGAGGAAAAGUUUUGGUUUUUUUAAGCCAUAAUAGACUUUAUUAUUCAGUACAGUGACUUAGUGUCUCUCCUCUGGAUUUAGAUACAGCUUUUAAAUUUGGUGCUUACAUCAGUCUUCUAUAUCCAUUCUUGAGUGACUUUAUUUUUCAGGCGUGCUUCAUGCCAGAAAAACAAGUCACUGUGUAAAUAUACCUUAGGGAAGCUAGACUGAUAAGUAUGUUACUGCAGGCCCUUCUCCUAAAUUUAUUUUGAACUUAAUUCUGGUGCUGUUGCCCAGCCAGUUGGGUGCUGAUUUUAACACUUCCUUCAUCUGUCUCAGACUUGCCUAUCAGUUCUGUCACAAGUGGACUCAGAAGUACGAGGUUAUGCUGAAGUGUGUAAGUGGCUGAAACAAUGAUACAGUGGAUCUCUUGUUGAACAGGGAUGAAAGGUCUGACAUGCUGCAUCACCUUACAUCACCUUCUUGAUCAUCUUCCCAUAGCUGCAAGGCCUUUGAUGUGGUCCUGCACCACAUCCCUAUCUCUAAAUUGGAGAGGUAUGGAUUUGAAGACUGGACUCUUAAGUAGAUAAAGAAUUGAUUGUAUGGUCAUAGCCAGAGGGUUGUUGUCAAUGUCUGUAUAUCCAGGUGGAGACUGGUCAUGAGUGGUGUCUUCCAGGGGUCCAUCUUGGGACCUGUACUGUUUAGCAUCUUUGUCAGUGGCAUAUACCAGGCAUGUCCAGCCUGUAGGCUGCAUCUGGCACAGGUUGCAGUGUGACCUACCCUCUGCUGCUUGGCCUUCAUGGUGGUGACUCUGCCCUGCUGAGUGCAAACCCAUUGCUCAGCAACAACCAAACACUGGUACUGAUUGCAGUAUCUGGGCUCAGACCAGGGAAUAAGGCAGGCACAGUGCAGCUCUAACUCAAGUGAUGGCAUAGAAUUGUAUGUAUUGUGAUAUGCUGGCUAAACACAGUCCUGUGAACAGUGCAAAAACAUGCAGCUGUGCUACCCGUUCUGAUCAAGGAAUUUAAGAAUAGGUUUCUAGAUUGCUUAUGAAGUCAUCAACUUGUGUUUGCAACUCCAUUUUCAGUCAACCUAAGCAUGUUAUCAGCAGAUUUUCAAAUGGAAUGUACAGAGCUGACAUUAUUGCUGCUUGCUGAACAUUUAUGGAGACCAGACAGUGGAUGCAAGCACAGUGAGGCCAUGAGUGGUACAUUUCAGCAGUGGUGACAGCAACAGCUGAGAAUUUUUCUCUAUCAAAUAGAAUUAGUGUGCUCAUUGUAUCUGUUGUAGUUUCCAUGGAAAUAAAUAGGAGACAUUAUUUUUGGAGCAGCCUUACAUAUAUAUGGACCAAAAUAAUAAUUCUUCACUCAAUGUGGCCCAGGCAAGCCAAGGGUUGGAUACCCAUGACAUAGAUGUAGGGAUCGAGGGCACCCUCAGCAAAUUUGCAGAUUAUACCUAGCUAUUGACACAAUAGAAGGGAGGGAUGCCAUUGAGAGGGACCUGGAUGUGCUUUGAAGAGUGAGCCCAUCUGAACCUAAUGAAGUUCAACAAGGUCACGUGCAAAGUGUUGCACUUGAGUCAGGACAAUCCCAGAUACUGGACAUGAGCCAGCAUUGCUCGCUUAAGACCUGAAAAGCCAACGGUAUCGGGCUGCAUCAGAAGAGGGGUGGCCAGCAGAAGGAAGGAGGUGAUUGUCCCACUUUGCUCUGCCAUUUUGAGGCCCCAUCUGGAGAACACUGUCCAAGCCUGGGGCCUCUGGCGCAGGACUGAUGCAGAGCUGUUGGAGCAGGUCCAGAGGAGAGCCAUGAAGAUGACCAGAGGAUGCGAGCACCUCUUACAAAGAAAGGUUGAGUGAUUUGGGCUUGUUUAGCUUAGAGGAGUCCCUGGGGAGACCUCAUUGCGGCUUUCCAGUACUUGAAGGGAGCUUGUAAAGAAGGGGGCUCACUUUUUACGUAGCCUAGUAGUGAUAGGACAAGGGAAAAUGGUUUUAAAUUAAAAGAGGGUAGAUUUAGGUUAGAUAUUAAGUGGAAAUUGUCUACUCAUAGGGUGCUGAAGCACUGGCACAGCUGCCCAGAAAGACUGUGGAUGCCCAUCCCUGGAGAGGUGUUCAAGGCUGGUUUGGAUGGGAUGCUGGGCAGCCUGAUGCGGUGGGUGGCAGCCCUGCCCACAGCAGUGGGGUUUGCAGCUCAAUGAUCUUAAAUGCCUCUUCCAACCUAAGCCUUUCUAAGAUUCCCAUUUCUUCUUAUCUCAGGGGACUCCAUGUGAAAACUGUGCUUACAGUUGUAUGGAGUUCCCUCAUGAUUAUUACUAGUUUUUCUUUGUUAGUUUGGUUUUCUAGGUGAGUUUUUCUGGGGCCUGAGGAACAUUUGUGCUGUAAUAACUAAUCUAGCAAGUGCAUGCUGGGAAGGUAGGAAAAUAGAGACAGCAAAUGUGAUUGUUGAAGAUCUACAGCCUAGAUGUUGUAGACCUUCCCCUUCCUUCAAAACAGUACUAACUACAUUUAAAUUAUUUGUGUAAUCAGUUCCAAAAUGUCCAGUGUUACCACAUCACAGGCAGUCUAUUCUUCAACUGUCUUUUGCAGCUGUAUGGAAUGCCCUAAAAUGGGAUGUUUAGAACCUUGCAUUUCCUAGAUAAUGUGGCUUCUGAAAACCUAGGUCUAACUAACACUCACUUAAAGCAGGUAGAAAAGUUUUGCUUGCAGGAACCAGAUAAAGAGACAUAGAAGACUUUGAAGAUGAUGAUAAUUUAUUUCAGCAUCAAUACCAGUGUUUCCAUAACACGUUUCUUCAAACUUUUUUUUAGAAUUAUGUGCUAAUAUGCUAAAGGAAUGAAAGUAAUUCCCAGAAGCAUUUCACUGGCAAGUUAUGACGAACCUGUAGAGAACUGAUUCUGGAAAAUAGCAACACCAAUGAGUGACUUGAUCAUUGCUCUCAGCUCCAGAUGACUUGCCUUGUUUUUCAUAAGGGCUGAGUGCAGUGUCUCCUGAUCAGUGGCAGAGGAACGUACUGGUGGCAGUCACAGUAGUAGCAGUAGUCCCGCCCCUGCCACUAUGUCGUCUGUUACUGAAAAUGGAGAUGUUACUGCUGGAAAGCCAAAUGAAGAAAAAACAUACAAAAAGGAAGAAGUUGUUUUCACAGAGGGCAGUGAGUCACUGGUACAGGAUGCUCAGAGAAGCUGUGGAUGCCCCAUCCCUGGAGGAAUUCAAGGCCAGGUUGGAUGGGGGCAGCUGGGCCUGACUACAUCCUCAGCUAUUAAAGGCGCUAUCCAGCUGGGAAUAGGAUACACUGUGGGAAACCUUACUUCAAAACCAGACAGAGAUGUUCUUAUGCAAGACUUUUACGUAGUGGAAAGUGUCUUCUUACCCAGUGAAGGGAGCAAUCUCACCCCUGCUCAUCAUUACCCUGACUUCAGAUUUAAGACGUAUGCACCUCUUGCCUUCCGAUAUUUCAGAGAGCUUUUUGGUAUCAAGCCUGAUGAUUACUUGUAUUCAAUCUGCAGUGAGCCUUUAAUUGAAUUGUCCAAUCCAGGUGCCAGUGGGUCCUUAUUUUUUGUAACUAGUGAUGACGAGUUCAUCAUCAAAACAGUUCAACACAAGGAGGCUGAGUUUCUUCAGAAGCUCUUGCCAGGUUAUUAUAUGAAUCUGAACCAGAAUCCAAGGACGCUUCUACCCAAGUUUUAUGGGCUAUACUGUGUUCAGUCAGGAGGCAUUAAUAUUAGAAUUGUUGUAAUGAACAAUGUUUUGCCACGAGCCUUGAAAAUGAAUUUCACAUAUGACUUGAAAGGCUCCACAUAUAAACGGAGAGCAUCAAGAAAAGAGAGGGAGAAGUCCAACCCAACAUUCAAAGACUUGGAUUUCUUGCAAGACAUGCAUGAAGGGUUGUAUUUUGACUCUGAAACUCACAGUGCAUUAAUGAAAACAUUACAGCGGGAUUGUCGAGUUCUAGAAAGUUUUAAGAUCAUGGAUUACAGUCUGUUACUGGGAAUACACGUACUGAACAGUAACGUGAGAGAAAAAGAGGGCGAAAGCUCACAGAAUGCAUCUGAUGGGAAACGUCCUGGAGGACAGAAAGUUCUCUAUUCCACAGCCAUGGAGUCUAUACAAGGGCCUGGGAAGUCAGGGGACUCUGUUGUAACAGAGACAACAAACACAAUGGGAGGUAUUCCAGCUAAAAGCCAUAAAGGAGAAAAGCUGCUUUUAUUUAUGGGGAUCAUUGAUAUUCUGCAGUCUUACAGGUUAAUGAAGAAACUGGAACAUUCAUGGAAAGCUCUUGUUUAUGAUGGGGAUACAGUUUCAGUUCACAGACCAAGUUUUUACGCGGAUAGAUUUUUAAAAUUUAUGAAUACAAGAGUUUUCAAGAAAGUUCAAGCUUUAAGGUCUUCACCUUCCAAGAAACGGUGCAAUUCCAUCACCGCCCUGAAGGCAACGUCACAAGAAAUAGUGUCUGCCGUCAGCCAGGAGUGGAAGGAUGAAAAGCACAGCAUUAUUACUGAAGGACAAAGCUACUCCAGCCUUGAUGAAGAAGUACUGGGUUCACGCCGCCGGCCGGAUUUAGUGCCAAGCACUCCAUCUCUGUUUGAAGCAGCUUCUCUGGCAACCACAAUUUCUUCUUCUUCCUUGAAUGUAGAUGAACGUUAUCAACGUGAUCAGACCAUGCUCUAUUCUAGCAGUAAAGAGUUGCCUUCAAGUUCAACAUUCACUUUAGAAGAUAGUGCCAUCUAUUUGACAUCAGAACAAAGCACACUGGAAACAGAAAAUGAUAAUGCUUCAGUUUUGGAUGUCUAUUUGUAAUAAAAAACAAGAGAAGAAUGAAAACUGAAACAGAGAAGUGACCAUGGUUAACGAAGAGCACUUUUCGCACUCCUGAUUUGCUGAGCCUUGUAGAUAGAGAGUAAUAAUCAGCUGAGCUUAUUCUAAGAAUUGUCAGAAUCUUUGAGCUAUAGAAAGGAUUGACGGACUUGGCAAAAGUGACGUGAAACAUUCCACUCUCUACUAUCAUCUGCUCUUGCUUGCUGAACUGUGAAAAUCUGUGUGUUUGAGCUGCUUUCUACUAUAUUGCCAAUCACCUUUUUUGGACUUGAAAGUAAUAUUUUCUUAUUGGCUCUCUAGUGAUUUCAUUUGCAUGCAUCUCGUAAUUAUGCAAACAAAAUAUAUUAUCUGCUUUACGUAUUUAAAAAUAAGCACAGUAGUGAAUAAAAUUAAUUUUUGCAUAUAUUCACCCUUCAGUUCAAAUCACUUAGAUCCACAGAAGUGGUAAUCAGAAUUGAUAGCAGGGUUUAGGGUAAGCCUGUGCACAUGCGAUACGAAAAUGAGCCUUUAAAGACAUUUUCACUGUCGGUGAAAAGAAAAAAAAACGUUAUUUAUAACAAGGCCUUAUGUUGUGUAUAUACAUACUGUCUUUGAAAUAUUUUUGAUUUUAGUUUAUUUCUUGUAAAAGAGAAAUUAUAUAAUUUAUUUAGUAAAUACUACUGUAAACUAUAGUUUUAUUGAUGAAUAAAGUAUUUUGUUCUCAAGACUA